Molecule: messenger RNA, 1925 nt
Organism: Centruroides sculpturatus (bark scorpion)
Lineage: Eukaryota; Metazoa; Arthropoda; Arachnida; Scorpiones; Buthidae
Product: ubiquitin carboxyl-terminal hydrolase 34-like
Exons: 6
Coding region: 48-1742 (564 amino acids)
Biological process (GO): removal of superoxide radicals
Molecular function (GO): superoxide dismutase activity; copper ion binding
Source: RefSeq, a predicted model, not a curated record
CUCUAGUCGUUGAAGUUCACUCUCGGUUUGGUCGGCGCUGCAAAAGGAUGAAUCGCUACUUUCUCCUCCUCUGUACCAUUGUCAUUUUAUGUCAUGGAUUCGGUGAAGGUGGUAUUCUUACUGAUCUUGAAAAAGGACUUAGUAACAUCGAUCCAUUAGGGGACUUGAAAACUCAGAUUGAAAAUCUGGAAAAGAAUCUGUCGUCUCUUUGGAGCAUGGUUUCUGACAUGAAUAAGAACGUUAAACAUGAUCUGCAUCAGCUGCAUCUUUUUCAAAUGGAAGUAAAUGAUAAAUUGAAGAAUUUUCUCGGAAUGCCACUAAAGAAUGAAGGAAAAGAUAUGCAUCAUAUGAAUGAAGAUGGUCUCGAACAUUCUGAUCAUUCAAAGUCCUAUCACGGCUCUUUUCAUGACCGUCAUCGUGACGAUCAUCAUCACGGAGGUCACCAUGACGAUCAUCACCACGACCAUCAUGGAGGUCAUUACGACGACCAUCAUGGUUAUCAUAGACCUCAUCAUUAUGGAUCCGAUGUACAUAGUCGUGAAGAUCAUCAUGACAGUCACGAAGAUCACCAUGACAGUCACGAAGAUCACCAUGAUGAUAGCCAUCAUCACAAUGAUAGUUCUCACGAACACGACGACUCUCACAAAGGACAUGACUAUCAUGGUGACCACCAUCACGGGCAUGACGAUCAUAGUGACCCCCACCAAGGACAUGACUAUCAUAGUGACCACCAUCAAGGGCAUGACGAUCAUAGCGACCACCACCAAGAACAUGACGAUCAUAGUGACCACCAUCAAGGGCAUGACGAUCAUAGCGACCACCAUCAAGGGCAUGACGAUCAUAGCGACCACCACCAAGAACAUGACGAUCAUAGUGACCACCAUCAAGGGCAUGACGAUCAUAGCGACCACCAUCAAGGGCAUGACGAUCAUAGCUAUCACAGUAGUCACGAUAAUUUUCAUCACCAUCAUUCUGACCAUCACGAUACUACUACUCAAACAAACCGUUCGCACAGCGACGACCAUUCUCAACACAAAGAUGUGCAUAAUGUAAGCCACGACGAUCAUCAUCAUCACCAUGAAUCUCACCAUGAUUAUCAUCAUCAUCAUCACGAUCAAUCCCAUCAUUCAGAAAGCUUAAACUUCGAUUUUGCCAUCUGUAACGUAACAUCGAACAGAGCCAUACCUGAAGAAAAACAACAAAAUGUUACGGGGCUAAUUAGAUUAUGGCAGAAGGAAAAUGGUACUUUACACAUUCACAUACAACUAGAAGGUUUCAAGAUUCAUCAACAUGAUUCGGGAGAUCACAAAUCAGAAAAACACACCCAUGGUUUUCACGUGCACAGGGAUGGAGAUUUAAGCAAUGGGUGCCAAUCAACCGGUCCUCAUUACAAUCCGUUGGAAGUCGCUCAUGGUGGUCCAAAAUCACCUGUCAGACACGUGGGUGAUUUGGGAAACAUUGCGUGCGAUGAACAUGGAGUGACAAAUAUUGUGAUAACUGACGAAAUUGCUUCGUUACAAGGCCCAUAUUCAAUCAUAGGGAAAUCGUUAGUGGUUCAUGAAGAUGUUGAUGAUUUCGGUACCAAUCCUGAUAUUCCAGCGAGUAUAUCGAGUGGAAAUGCUGGUAGUAGAAUAGCCUGUUGCAUUAUAGAGAAGGUAGAACGUCUUCCACCUCCAAUAAGAAAGGAGAAAACUAGUAACUAUCAUCAUCAUCAUCAUCAUCAUUCCAGCCAUCAUCAUUAAUAAACAUCAUGUUCCGAAAUUUUUAUACAUUUAACAUUUAUUCAUUUUAUGUUCAAUAUAUGGAAGAAUUUAGAUAUUUUUGGAUACUAUUUUGAAACUUUGUAUUUUUUUUCAUAUAUCUGUGAUGAAUAUAUAAAUAAUAAAAAUUGAUAAUUGAUGUGUUGACAGUAAUGACGAAACUGA